Messenger RNA from Ruditapes philippinarum (Manila clam), 5479 nucleotides. RefSeq names its product programmed cell death protein 6-like. Gene Ontology annotation, molecular function: calcium ion binding. The record is from RefSeq and is a predicted model, not a curated record. NCBI's taxonomy places the organism in Eukaryota, Metazoa, Mollusca, Bivalvia, Venerida, Veneridae. Bases 56 to 631 code for a protein of 191 amino acids. The transcript is spliced from 6 exons.
UUAGCUUCUUCUUUAUUCGGAAGUUUCGGAUAUUUCGCAAGACCAAUAUUGCAAAAUGGCGUACUACGGACAGCAGCAACAAGGAUAUGGUCAACCAGGUGCCCCUCCGCCGGGCCAGCCUGAUCAAAACUUCCUCUACAGUGUUUUUCAAAGAGUGGACAAAGAUAGAAGCGGUCAGAUUACGGCAAAUGAACUCGCAUCAGCUUUGAGCAAUGGAACUUGGACACCAUUCAACCCAGAAACCGUCAGACUGAUGAUAGGAAUGUUUGAUAGAGAUAACUCGGGGUCUAUAAACUUCCAAGAAUUUUCAUCACUGUGGAAAUAUGUGACAGAUUGGCAGAACUGCUUCCGUAGUUAUGAUAGAGAUAACUCUGGUGCCAUAGAUAAAAAUGAAUUGAAAACUGCUUUGACCAGUUUUGGGUACCGUUUGUCCGAUGGAUUUUAUUUUAUAUUAAUUAAGAAGUUUGAUCGUACUGGUAGAGGAACGAUAUCUUUUGAUGACUUUAUACAAUGCUGUGUCGUUAUGCAGACAUUAACAAGUGCAUUCAGACAGCACGAUUCAGAUCAAGAUGGCUGGGUGACGAUUACAUACGAACAAUUCCUCUCAUUGGUUUUCAGUUUGAAGAGUUGAAAAGUGUUCUGCACAUUCUAAUACAUUAAUUAACCACCUGUUAUUGUGUAAAGAUAAUCAACUAAGUGUAAACAAGUCAUAUAACAUUAUUGAUUAGUUGUCUCUGGAGACAUUUGUAUACAGUCAAAUUUAAACAAUUCUGCCAUCUAAAAAAAUGAAUUUAUUUUUGAUUUUAAGUGUUAUUGUUAGAAUUUUGUACACAUCUAAAAAAAAUUUCUUAUUAAUCUUAAAAAGUGUAUUUGUUACAUAUUUAGCAAUUUAGCUCAGUAUUGUUUAUUUUUUUUAGCCAAGGAUUCUGUGUAUUCCAUUUAAUAACAGUAAUUCUGUAUAGCGAGUAGGUUUGUUUAAAUAUCUAAUUGUCUUUGCUGAAAUAAGUGUUUUUAAGUACAAAUUUAUGAAACAGUAUUUGUUCUGGCAAGACAACACAGACUGCAUGCUGCCUUGGCACUAUAGAUUAUUUAUUGAGAAAUAUUCUUGCUGGUAUUUAUGCUCAAGUUUAUAUACUAUAUCAAUAUAUUUGUAUUGCAGUUUGCCAUAAUGUCUUAUGGUAAAAGGGGUAUAAGAAAGUUAUAUACCUUUCUAAUUAUAUGUGUUAUCUUCACCAGCAUUAAAAUUGAAACCAUCAAAAUAUGAGCCGUGUCAUGACAAAACUAACAUAAUGCAUUUGCAACCAGCAUGGAUCCAGACCAGCCUGCGCAUCCACGCAGUCUGAUCAGGAUCCAUGCUGUUCGCUUACAAACCCUAUAACAAGUAGAGAGACUGAUAGCGAACAGCAUGUAUCCUGAUCAGACUGCGCGGUAGCGCAUGCUGGUCUGGAUCCAUGCUGGUCGCAAAUGCAUUAGGUUGGUUUUGUCAUGACACAACUCAUAUACUUCCUGUUAUCAUUAGUGAUAGAUAUUUAGCAAAUGUAAUGAUACCAUGAAACAGUUUUCACAGACCCAUUUCUGAUUCACAAUAAUUUUCCUAUUAUUUUUUACAUUUUUUAUGUAUAGUGAAUUUAAGUAUAUGUAUCUGCCUGUUUUCUUUGAUUGCACAAGUUUUUCUCAGUAAUUAAAUUCUAAAAGCAAUACUUAAAUGUUGUGUAGAUCUAGUAUUAUUAUGCCCCCACUUCAAAGAAGAGGGGUAUAUUGCUUUGCAUUUGUCUGUCCUUCGGUCCGUUGGUCCAUAGACCAAAUGGUUUCCGAGUGAUAACUAAAGAACCCUUAGGCCUAGGAACUUCAAACAUGGUAUGGUGAUUGGUCAUGACCAGUAGAUGACCCUUAUUGAUUUUGGGGUCAAGGGGUCAAAGGUCAAGGUCACAUUGACCUUGUAAGUAAAAACGGUUUCCGAUCAAUAACUAAAGAACGCUUAGGCCUAGGAACUUCAAACUUGGUUUGGUGAUUGGUCAUGACCAGCAUAUGAACCCUAUUGAUUUUGGGGUCAACGGUCAAGGUCACAUUGACCUUGUAGGUAAAAACGGUUUCCACUCUAUACCUUAAGGACCCUAAGGCCUAGGAACUUCAAACUUGGUAUGAUGAUUGGUCAUGACCAGUAGAUGACCCCUAUUGAUUUUGGGGUCAAAGGUCAAGGUCACAUUGACCUUGUAAGUAAAAACGGUUUCCGAUCAAUAACUAAAGAACGCUUAGGUCUAGGAACUUCAAACUUUAUAUGAUGAUUGGUCAUUACCAAUAGAUGACCCCUAUUGAUUUUGGGGUCAAAGGUCAAGGUCACAUUGACCUUGUAAGUUAAACGGUUUCCAAUCAAUAACUAAAGAACGCUUAGGCCUAGGAACUUCAAACUUUAUAUAACCAGUAGAAAACCCUUAUUAAUUUUUUGUUCACUGGGUCAGAAGUCAUGCAUAAUAACCUGAUCACAAGACUUAUUGGCUGCCCAUAGGGGGCAUACAUGUUUUACAAACAUAUCUUGUUGUACAUAAGUCUUGUAAGAUUUCUCUGAAAUAAUAGGAAAAAAGCUGUGCACAGCUUAUGUUUUUGCAAACCAAUAUACUAGUACAUGUAACUAUGAUAAUUUCACAAUUAGUGUAUUUAGAUGUAACUGUUAAAUCUUACAUUUCAGUACUGGACAGAGAUUUUCAUAUUGUGAAUAAAUUUUUCUAUUUUCACAUAUUUUUAUUAUGAUUAAAAAAGUUCAUUUAAGAAAUUCAGCUGGAUGAGGUUAGUAUCCUAUCAAAGACAGUAAAUAUACUCUUAUUAUCAAUUCAUGAUCACCUUCCAAGCAUGUCAGUGUUUGGACUUUUCUUUUUUAGCUUUUCUUUUCACCUUUUACUAACAAUCCGACGUGCACUAAAUUCCUGCCUUUAACACUUGUAAGAGGGGUUGGCAGUAUCCAGAGAUAGAUAGAUAGAUGUUCAUGUAAUAUAAUGUCACAGCUAAAUUUUGAACCUGUUUAAAACCUGAAAAUUAAUUACAUUAUUUUAACAAAUCAAAUGCUAUGAAGUACAUAUUAUUAUUCUUACCAAAUGAUUAUUACAAAAAUGUACAUAUUUGAAUGUGAAAUUAAAGAUGAUAUGCAGAUUUUCUGAUCUUUAAUUAUGCUAUCUUCAUAGUAGAAAAAAUGUUUUAAUAAAGACAUACCUGCUUAAAGCAGCAUGCCUCCAGAUUAAUGCUUAUUUUCAUGUAAAUUUUGAAAAUGUAAUUAAAAGCAAAAUAUUGUAUAGGCAAUUUACACAUUACCAAUGGCACUUACAACCCAUGUUAAUUUCAAAAAGAGGUCGAAAUAUGCGAAAAAUUACCCUUAAAGCAUUAGUAACGCAGUAGAAAUAUAGUCACACAUAAUGAAAAAAAAUACCAUUAAUCGCCCAUAGCAUGUGAAAUAUUACUCGAAUCUUGAAUCUUUCUACUUUUCCUAAACUCUGAGUACACUUUUCUCAAGUUUGAAGUUAUCGAAAUAUUUUUGCUCAUCUGGAGGCAUGCUGCUUUAAUAGUAUACAUGUAAUACAUUAUGAUGCUUGCUGAGAUUUUUUUAAUGAAAAAAGCAAGAAUGAUGUGACAAUGUUUAGUAUCUGAAUAAAUUGUAAAUAUAUAAAACAUACUGCUUUUGCUUUUUUUGGAUUGUUUAACAAUUUAGUUUAUCGAAAUUGAAAUUUGAAGCUUUUAUUGGGGUCUUUUUCUCUUACACUACCUCUACAAUAUCUUCUUUUGAAAUCAAUCUCAUGGUGAUAAAUAUAUAGAUUUAAUCUUUUCCAGGGAAGAAUACAUGACUCAUUCGUUGAUAAUGCUCUAAUUUUGGUGUAAUAUUAACUUACAAGUUUUUGCAGAUCUGUUCUGACUUCACUUCAUUGUAUCAAGCUUUGAGAAUAGCCAAAUGGCUUUCUUACAGACAGCUCUUGCUAUUCUCAAAUUUGAGCUUUUGCAAGUAAACAAUAUGUGGAAUAGAGAUAGAAUGAGUUCCUUACACAGGUACUACUUUUCAUACAUGUAAGUCAUAUAGUAAAGCUUAUAUAGAUUUAGUGUAUCUAUUAAAAGUACAUGUAUUUAGAUCUGGAAGUAUAUGUAUGCAAGGGACAUUAUAUUUGGAACAAAAUGCAAGAUUCAUGUUUUUAUGUACAUAUCUGUUUUAAAGGUGGAAAAUAACAAUUAUCUUUUCCUUAGAAAACACCAUCAUCACAGUAGCUUAAUUAAAAAUUUUACAAUUUGUUCCAUUUUGUUUCCUGCUUAUAUAGCAGGAGACUAAAAAUCUGGCAGACAUGGCACUUUGGUGAUAUUUGAUUUGUUGCCAUUUUUACAUACAUAUUUGAGUGCCAGGAUGAAAGAAGGAAGAUGAAUUUUCAAGUUUUAAAGUCAUAGAAAUGGGUAGAUGGGAUACCUGACGGUAAUAUGGCAACAUCAACCUAAUGCUGGGGUACUACAUUUCUACCUAUUCCAGCUCUAAUGUGAAAGUUGUUAGAAUAUACACACAAAAGUUGAUUGUUUGAUUGUAACUACCAAAGAUAAUAAGAUGUUCUUAUAGAUACAGUCUUUGAUUCUUGUUAUAUUGUUAUUUCUGUCCAGCAUAGUAUGUAAUAUAGUAAGUGAAUGUUAUUUUCAAAGUUUUAUUUUCUCAAGUGUGAUCAAAAGAAAGUAUAAGAUCUGAUUAAAGAAAUAAAUCUGUUUACAUUUGAGGAAGCUAUACAGCAGCUUACAUGUCAGAGAUUGGUGGUAUUACUGUGAUGCUCUUGUGUAUAAAAUAAUACUUUCGUGUUUCUCUCUCUGUUAGAAGUUUGAAAGUAGCUUAUAAUAUUCAUAAUGUUAAUGUGUCUUGAACUUAUAAAUUCAUUUCUAUGAAAGGUUUUUUGAUUAACUUAUAUUCUAAUUAGAUUGAAAUACAUGUAGUUUAAAUGCACAUUUUAACUGGUCUGUUUUUCAUUGGAAAAUGUACAUUUAAAGCUGCAUGCCUCCAGAUGAGUCAAAAUAUUUCAAGAAAAUAAAACUUGAGAACAAUGUACUAAUAUUUAAAGAAAACUAAAAGAAAACUUCAAAAUUCAAGUAAUAAUUUACAUGUUAUGUGUGAUUAAACACAGAUUUUGUAGUAUUCAUCACCAUAUUUCCACUGCAUGACUAAUGCAGUAAGGGCUGUUUUUGCAUAUUUUGACCUAUUUUUGGUAAUUUACAUGCGCUGUUAGUGCUGUUUGCAAUGUUUAAAUUAUUUUCUUUGUUUACUUCACAAUAUUUUACAGCUAAAUAACUUUCAUUUUGUGUGUGUGUGAAAUUAGGAUGAAUCUGGAGGCAUGCUGCUUUGAAGAAUUUUUAGUCUUGAUAUUUUCCUUUCAUUUUCUGUCAUUUUAUUUAUAUAGUGCUUUAUAUGUUAUAUUGUAUAAACUAAUAAACUAUAGUGAACAACUACAUGUACACUAAUAAAAGUAAAGCUUUA